This is a messenger RNA of Cryptotermes secundus, 2399 nucleotides long. Its product is annotated as angiotensin-converting enzyme-like. Gene Ontology annotation, cellular component: plasma membrane. Gene Ontology annotation, biological process: proteolysis. Gene Ontology annotation, molecular function: metallopeptidase activity; peptidyl-dipeptidase activity. NCBI's taxonomy places the organism in Eukaryota, Metazoa, Arthropoda, Insecta, Blattodea, Kalotermitidae. The record is from RefSeq and is a predicted model, not a curated record.
GAGCUAUAUCGCGCCCCACAGAACGGAGUGUGACUGUGCCCGAGCUGUGUGCUUAUCCCCGAGGGAACACCGGAGAGGAUGGAAAGUAUUACCAGUGCACAUAUGGACACGGGUUUGGGGGAUUCACUAAUGGAGCCACAACAAACACAGGCCCAGAGUACCAACUUAAACAUGGAGGUCUACCUAUUAACGCAUCAGUUCCUGGUGUUGCUGGUCACGGUAUCUCUAGCAGUUGUAUCGGGGUUUGAAACUGACGAGGAUAAGCAACGAACUCAAGACCAAGAAGCGAAGGCACGGAAGUACCUGCAGGAUCUAGAAGAUGAGUUCAACAGGAGGGCCAACAUGGCGUCUCUGGUCAGAUGGGCGUAUGCAACCAACAUAACAGAACAGAAUCUGAAAGCCCAGUUGGCUGUCAUGGACGCAGAUGCCAGGUUUGUCAAGGACCAGUGGCUGGAGACGAUCAAGUACCCCUGGACCACGUACAAGGACCCUGACCUCCGCCGACAGUUCCAGAAGCACUCCGUGCUGGGCUACGCGGCCCUCGAAAGAGAAAAAUUCGGAAAGUACAUGCAACUGAUGUCUGAUAUGUACUCCACAUACAGCAAGGCCAAGAUCUGCGGCUACAGGAAGCCCAAGAAAUGUGACCUCAGUUUGGAACCAGAUUUGGUGGAGAUCCUGAGGACAAGCAGAGACCCUGACGAGCUCAAGCACGUAUGGGUGGAAUGGAGGAAAGUGUCCGGUGAGAAAUGUCGAAGGAUGUUCGAACACUACGUAGCUCUCAGCAAUGAAGCCGCCACACUCAACAACUUCACAGACAACGCCGAGUACUGGUUAAAGGACUACGAGUCCCCUGACUUCCGGGACCAAGUAGCACGCCUGUGGGACCAGGUGCGGCCUCUAUACCUGCAGCUACACGCUUACGUCAGGAGGAAACUGAGGGAAACUUACGGCGAGAAACUCGUCACGGCCCGUGGGCCCAUACCGGCACAUCUUCUCGGUAACAUGUGGUCUCAGACUUGGAACAACAUUCUGGACAUCUCCACACCCUACCCUGACAAGGAAGCUGUAGAUGUCACUCCUCAGAUGCAAAAGCAGGGAUACACGCCUGUCAAAAUGUUCAGACUGGCCGAGGAAUUCUUCACGUCACUGAACCUGAGCGCGAUGCCACAGAGCUUCUGGGAGCGCUCCAUCCUGCAGAAGCCAGAGGGCAGAGAACUCAUCUGUCACGCCUCCGCCUGGGACUUCCACGACGGCAAGGACUUCAGGAUCAAGCAGUGUACCAGAGUUGUCAUGGACCAUCUGUUCGCUGUUCACCACGAGAUGGGGCAUGUCCAGUAUUUCAUUCAAUACAGAGACCAGCCGGUUGCCUACAAGGACGGCGCGAAUCCAGGUUUCCACGAGGCGGUGGGUGAUCUGAUAGCCCUGUCAGUGCUAACGCCCAAACACCUGCGACAGAUCGGUCUGCUGGAAGGCGACGUGUCGGCAGCUCAAGAUUACGAGGCAACCAUCAACUAUCUAUACCAUCAGGGGCUGCAGAAAAUAGCGUUUCUUCCCUUUGCCUACGUCACAGAUCUGUGGAGAUGGGACGUUUUCAAGGGCAAGAUUACAAGCGACAAAUACAAUUGUGAAUGGUGGAGGCUCAGAGAGGAUUAUCAAGGGAUUGACCCGCCAGUGCACAGAACAGAGGAAGACUUUGACCCGGGAGCAAAGUUCCACGUGGCGGCCAGUGUUCCGUACAUCAGGAAGAUGCUGCAGAUGGGGUCCUCGAGGCCUUGGCCUGACGCGAUGGAAGUGCUGACAGGACAGCGCGACAUGGAUGCCACGGGACUGCUAGACUACUUCAGUCCCCUCGCGGACUGGCUGGAGAGGGACAACAGAGAGUCCGGAGAACACAUCGGCUGGGAGCCAAGUCGAAAGCUUUGCGCGCCGACAAGAGCAGAACUGGCGGCCCUCGGGGUCGAGGGGUAGAGGGAGACGUAGCGGGAGCAGAGGCCACACGUCGCCUCAGUUCCAGAAGCUGAUAUCCUUCGUAAAUACAGCGCUCUUUUCCUGGAAGCCUGGUUGCUCGGACACUCCCGCCAGGUGUCAGCCUCAAGGUCGAAACACAGUGCACCGGCAGAUGUGUGACUCUUGGCAACUUUGCCGGUAGGCGUACCGACCGGACAGACCGAAAAAAAGCGCUGCAUAAAAUUGGUGUAGUUAUGGAAUGUUCAACGACAAGUCUUGUAACUCACAUACCUUUAUUUCCUCCCCUCCUUUCUGCUGUAUCGUUAAAGCAGUUCCGUCGUCCAUUUCAUACUUUUCUCUUCAUCCGUUUGUUACCUCUAUUUUCUCGUUUCUUCCUGUACUCCUUUUCCACUGACAUCAUCUGCACUGAAUAAACGUGAUUAAAGAAUCAA